Messenger RNA from Lytechinus pictus (painted urchin), 2232 nucleotides. RefSeq lists its product as uncharacterized. Gene Ontology annotation, cellular component: spindle pole; cytoplasm; microtubule associated complex. Gene Ontology annotation, biological process: nuclear migration; cytoplasmic microtubule organization; establishment of mitotic spindle orientation. The record is from RefSeq and is a predicted model, not a curated record. The transcript has 6 exons. Bases 787 to 1626 code for a protein of 279 amino acids. Gene Ontology annotation, molecular function: microtubule plus-end binding. Lineage: Eukaryota; Metazoa; Echinodermata; Echinoidea; Temnopleuroida; Toxopneustidae.
GAAGCGGAAAGGUGGCCGAUGAUGAGCUGAGUCGACGUCUCAGGUCUGCGGUCCAAAGAUAUAAAUUGGUCAGCCCCGGCGCGGUGGUCAGCUCAUUAUUUAUCUUAUUUACAUGGAUCUGAAGUGAAAGGUGUCCCCGCCCAUCUGAUACCCCUCUAUUCCAUCGUGAGAUAAGCAGCUCCUUGGAAGCUAAAUAAGUAUUUUUUUAUUUUAUUACGAGUAAAGUUGGAGGGUGCUGUUAGUGUUAUUGUUGGCGAUGGCGCUCGGCCUCGGUAAUGUAUUAAACUUAUAUGCCUCUACAUGGGUCUUCAUGCUCGCCGAAACUCUGGCUGAGCUGUGACCUCGAAUUUAGUAGAAAUGCAGUGCUAUGCAGUUAUAGUUGAGCUGCGUGAGCAGUCCGCUGAUGAGUGAUACUGAUACUAGACACUACACACAUUCCUUUCGUGUUCUGUUAAUCACUUCUUAAUGUAAUAAUGGAUUAGAAAGAGAGAUAGCAUGUUCUGAUCUGAAUGAUCUGCUUUGAAAACGUAGGCAGCUGGCAGCCGUCUGUUUCGAGGAGUUUUUUAACAUUUAAAUUUUAAAAAAUUAUCCUCGACUAUAGUCUAGACAGUCUUACACAGACGGCUCGCGAUCGUGUACCUCAGGCGAAGUUCGUGCAGGCUCCACUCCACUUCACUACCGCUACACUACGCUCCACCUACCCGAACAUCGGGACAGUGAACUAGAUCGGAUAUUCCGAGUCAUAAAAGAUGAGUGAGCAUAGCAUGUGAAUACCCUCACCAAAAUAUGGUCCUAUUCAUCAACAUCAACGUGGGUCAAAGGGUAGAGGUCAUCUAUAAGGGUGAAGUUCUUGAGGGGAUGGUGAAGUAUAAAGGAGGUCUGACCAAUACUACGGGAGACUGGGUGGGAAUCGAGCUCGAUGAACCAGUUGGUAAACACAAUGGUUUAUACAAAGGGAGGCAGUACUUCAGCUGCAAAAAUAAACAUGGUAUUUUCAUUCAUCCAUCUAGAAUAAGAUUCACUUUUACUAAGAGAGGUCUAUUUGAUACUUACAAGUCAGUAAGCCCAGAGUCAUCAGUCGAAGACACACUGUUUACAACACAGAAGCCCAAGGUGUUGGAUUACUUUGACGGGAGAUCAGUGGCUGAAUCAUACUUGAAUACAGCAAGAAGUGGAUUUGAAGAUGAUUCAGAUAUGUGGUUUGCAGGCAAGUCGGGUAGACUCCAUUCAAGGAGCUACAGCGAGUCAUCCACCCCAACCUAUAACCUAGGUCAUCCCAUUGGAGGCCGGGCGAAGCUCAAGAAAGAUGCAAACGAUGAACGGGAUGAGCGUCUAAGGAUACGUCCAAAGUCCGCUCUUGGGUCGACGACGCCAAAUCUAUCGGCAAGAAGCCUGAAUUACUCGAUGCUUGGCCAUACUAGGCCCAUGUCAGGGAGACUGAGUGCCUCGUUUGAUAAAGAGACUGGAAGGGCUUCUGUUCUUGGGAGGUCCUUCGGUGGUGAGGAAGACGUGCCUUUCAUCUCGACCCCGUCCAUUCCGAAAACCCACUUGCCGCACACGGCGCUGAGGAAGCAGGAGGUCAUCGGAUGGGGUCUGACGCAUAGACCAAGAGAGUGGACAUUGUAGUCUGAUCUAAAGCCAUCUUUUUGUGAUGCCAUAACUGCGAUGUCUGCAUGUCCGAUCAGAUACAGAACUAUGUCCUGGGCCCCGUAAUACAAAGGUUAGCGAUUAAUCGAUAAUUUGAAAGAAGAAUUCUGAUUUGUUCCUCGUCUGUCUGCUGAGCAAACUGCGCAUGCAACAAGUCUAGAUGGGCCAUUUCAUUUUGAGAUUUGUCUUUAACCUUUGUGUAACGGGGCCCUCGUCGCAUUAGCAUCACUUCAGAAACUUUUUCACCGUAUACAUGGAUAUGCUGUAGUAUAUGCAUGAAUAGGAGAGUUUUGCAGAUGAGCAAGUCUUUAAUAGGGUGACUUGACAUAUCUGCCAAGGAGAGGCUGGGACACGUCAGUUGCAGGAUCACCAAUAGAGGGCCAAGUAUACAAAUCUCCAGUCGGAUUAGUCCAUACAGUGCAUCUCAGAAAAGAAAUGAGAUUACAAUUAUUUUUUGCAUGGAAUCAAAUCAAAUUAAAAUUAAUUGAUAUACAAAAUUAUUAAGUUCAGGUUUUCCUCUUUAUUUUGAUACUCUAUUUCCUAAAGAGCUAAAGCAUGGAUGAGCAGGAAGAUUGAUAAAAGAUU